Molecule: messenger RNA, 3081 nt
Organism: Cottoperca gobio
Lineage: Eukaryota; Metazoa; Chordata; Actinopteri; Perciformes; Bovichtidae
Gene: smarcd2
Product: SWI/SNF related BAF chromatin remodeling complex subunit D2
Exons: 13
Coding region: 429-1937 (502 amino acids)
Source: RefSeq, a predicted model, not a curated record
GCACUUGGCGUUGUGUGUGUGAAGGCAGUUACAAGACACAUACUUGUAUUGCUUUUAGACAGUCCGUUUGUCAUAAGUUAUAGGCGUUAUCAUGUUUCUCCUCACAGUGAAAGAGCGAAGUUAGUUCCCAAGACUUAAGAACAAAGGAGGAGGAACUUGACAAACUACAGCCAACACUUGCUGUGCAGAAAACCAGCCGCAAAUCCCGGAACUUGCAUCGGUAGGAAACGGAGCUAACGUUAGCUAGCUUUUUGUUGACAGUGUUGCUUGCUGUCAAACCACAACCCGACCUCAUUUAAAGAAACUGUAAUCAGCUAACUGGCUGCUUGCGGAUUUGUCCCAGCGACGUUCAUUUAGUAGGUUACUAGUUUGUUUUUUUGUGCGAAGUUUGUGUAGAAGUUACUUUUAAGCACUUGUGGAUUGAGAAUAUGGCAUCAAGAGGAGGAGGAUUCACCCAGAUGAAUCUGAAUUUGAACCCCAUGAAUGUGGGGCAUGCUGCGGGUAUGAGGAUGGCAGGUAUGCCCCAACCUCCGGCGGGAUACUCCCGGAGCAUGAACAACGCUCCCCAGUACCCCCAGCGCACAGGGAUGCCAUCCAGCAGAGUUGGGGGUCCCAUGGGGUCAAUGGGGGGUCAGCUGCCUGGUCCUUCUUACGGUGGUGGGAACAUGUCCAUGCGGCAAGGCAUGGGGCCUUCAGGAAUGGACGCCUCGAGGAAACGCUUCCUUCAUCUGCAUCAACAGCAGCAGCAAGAAGCGCUGGGAGGCCUAAGACGAGGAGCAAAAAGACGCAAGAUGGCUGACAAGGUUCUCCCACAGAGGAUCCGAGACCUGGUCCCAGAGUCCCAGGCCUACAUGGAUCUCUUGGCCUUUGAGAGGAAACUGGAUCAGACCAUCGCCCGAAAGCGUAUGGAGAUUCAGGAAGCCAUCAAGAAGCCCAUUAUGCAAAAACGCAAGCUCAGGAUCUACAUUUCUAACACGUACACUCCCAGCAAGCCGGAGGGCGAGGAGGCCGAGAAGGUGUCCUCCUGGGAACUGAGAGUGGAGGGAAAACUUCUGGAGGAACCUGGCAAGCAGAAGAGGAAGUUCUCAUCUUUCUUCAAAAGCCUGGUGAUUGAGCUUGAUAAGGAGCUCUAUGGACCAGACAACCACUUAGUAGAGUGGCACAGAAUGCCCACCACUCAGGAGACGGAUGGUUUCCAGGUCAAAAGGCCCGGCGACUUGAAUGUUAAGUGCACCCUCCUGCUCAUGCUCGACCACCAGCCCCCUCAGUACAAACUGGACCCCCGGCUGGCUCGUCUGCUGGGCGUGCACACGCAGACACGGGCCAGCAUCAUGCAAGCCCUUUGGCUCUACAUCAAAAACAACAAGCUGCAGGAUUGUCACGAGAAGGAGUUCAUCAACUGCAACCGCUAUUUCAGACAGAUCUUCGGCUGUCCCCGCAUGAGGUUCUCUGAGAUUCCCAUGAAGCUGGCGGGCCUGCUGCAGCACCCUGACCCCAUCAUUAUCAAUCACAUGAUUAGCAGUGUGGACCCCAACGAUCAGAAGAAGACGGCGUGCUAUGACAUCGAUGUGGAGGUGGACGACCCACUGAAGGGCCAGAUGAACAGCUUCCUGUCCUCCACAACCAACCAACAGGAAAUUGCUGCGCUGGAGGUGAAGAUUCAUGAGACGAUUGAAUACAUCAACCAGCUGAAGACCGAGCGAGACUUCAUGCUGAGCUUCAGCAAUAAACCGCAGGACUUCAUCCAAGACUGGCUCAAGUCUCAGUGCAGAGAUCUGAAGCUGAUGACGGAUGUGACGGGAAACCCAGAGCAGGAGCGGAGGACUGAGUUCUACCAGGAGCCCUGGGUACCAGAGGCAGUGGGCAGAUACGUUUACUCCAGGGUGCAGCAGAGAAGACAAGACUUGGAGCAAGUGUUGGGAAUCCGACUCAACUGAAGACAUAAUCCAGAGAUGUCGUCGGUGGCUUCAGUUUAUUCAUCAAAAUGUUAACAUCUACUUAAUCAAAAUUGGAAUUUGCUUGGAAAGAAAUGAGCUUAAAUGUUCACAAAGCCGUCCUCACUGACAUGGUGUGAUAGACCAGCUUCUCAGUGGGAUAAGAUAAUAGUUCUAAAAUCAACAAAGUAUAUGGGACUAAAGUGAUUUAACAUUUCCUCAAUAAUAUGUUUGCCUUGCAUUGUCUGUCAUUUUGAGCCUGUUUUUAAAAAUAAUCUUUGCUUUGUUUUGCAAUAUGUUUUUUUAUGGUACAAAUAUGCUUAAAACGUUUAAAGCAUUGGUGCAGUCCAGGUGUUUUUCACCAUCACAUUGUGUGCUAUUUUGGAAAGGGUGUCUGUUUACAUUCACAUUUGAAAGCCAUAGCCUUUUAUAGAAAGGAAGAACAAUGUAUCCAUACCUAAAACAUUGUGCAACAGAAAUGUGUAUAUAUUUUUUUUAAAUAUAUUUAGAAAAUAUGGAUUAUAUUCUCUAAAAAACAGGAAUUUUUAAGAUGUUUUUUUUUUUUUUAUAUUGGUGGAAGCAUUUCUCUGCUGUGUAAGAAGGCAGGAUUUUCAGGACGGCUCUACUUUGGGAAAAGAUUGAGUUUAUUUGAGUCCUCUCUGUCCAGCUGUAAUUCUGCAGCUCUCUUUUUUUUGUACUUCUUGAAUGUUUACAUGCUGUUUGAUUUUGGGCUUGUUGGGUUAUUGUUUUAAUGCCAGGAAGAGGAACUGUAGCAGGCUCUUUGGAUUGAAGGGUUCUUUCUAGAAGAUCCAUAACUACCGAGAAGGUUGACUGGCGUUCAUAAAAUAGAAAUGCAGUAGUAGUAGUGUGUGAACUAAACAAUGCAUCAAAUUGUUGUGUACAGAUUAUAGUUUCUUGAGUUAACUUUUCAUUGAAAUGCUAUUUUGUUAAGGUUUUUUAUGAGGGUUUCCAGAAUUUCUUUAAACAGUCGCUGUGCCAAAAUCUGUUUUGUGAAAAAGGCAUUUGAAAUUUGAGAAAUGUUGUGUACAAAUAUGUUUUUGUACAACUUCUUUUGUAAAAUGUUUGCAUGCAAUCAAAGGUCUUUUAUACAUUUUGAGUAUUUUUCACAAUAAAUGUACUUACAAAU